Molecule: messenger RNA, 1188 nt
Organism: Bipolaris oryzae ATCC 44560
Lineage: Eukaryota; Fungi; Ascomycota; Dothideomycetes; Pleosporales; Pleosporaceae
Exons: 3
Coding region: 1-1188 (395 amino acids)
Cellular component (GO): membrane
Source: RefSeq, a predicted model, not a curated record
AUGUCUUACGGCACGAUACAAGAGACGCCACCGGCGACUGGAUGUGCUCAGGUGCGCUUUGCUCCAGACACAUUACCACCGGCUGCAUCGCCAACUCACGCUGAUGAAGACGCGAGCUCCGAAAGGCAAGAUGCACCAUUACUAGAAAGAGCGGGGUCAGGACUCAAAAGUUUUUACGAGCGAAACUUUGGUCUUUUCCUCGUCUUCCUUGCUCAAACAUGCGGAUCCGUCAUGAAUAUAGCGGCAAAACUGCUGGCAAACGACCCUAGUAUAAAGUUUCAUGCGCUGCAGAUCAUCUUCAUCCGCAUGCUAUGUACGAGUAUCAUUUGCUCGAUAUACUCUUGGUACAAGGGCAUACCUGACUUUCCUUUUGGACAGAGAGGCAUCCGAUGGCUCUUGGUGCUACGUGGUACAGCAGGUUUUCUCGGCUUGUUUGGAUUGUAUUACUCUCUAUCAUGGCUGGAAAUCGCCGAUGCAACCGUAAUCACUUUCAUCGUUCCUACCACAACAGCUAUAGUCUGUUUCCUCUGGCUCCGCGAGCCCUUCACAUGGAAAGAAGCACUCUGCAGUCUCAUCGCCUUUACAGGCGUCCUCUUCGUGGCCCGCCCGCCCUGGUUAUUCCCACAGACUCACCGCCCUUCUUCCGAUGAUCCAAAAGUUCCAGUCCCCUCCGUCAGUCCCGAGCAGCGCGCUCUCGCCAUCCUGGCCGCCAUAGUCGGCACACUAGGAGCUAGUAUGGCCUACGCUACGAUUCGCGUUAUCGGAAAACGCGCGCAUUCUCUUAUAUCGGUCAACUACUUCUCCGUCAUCGCGACGUUGGUUUCCUUCAUCAUUAUCAUGGUGCACCCGGAUUUGCAUUUCGUCUUUCCUAAGACUAUCCUACAAUGGGGCUUCAUCGCCAUCAUUGGUGUGUUUGGCUUUUUGCUACAGUUUUUGCUUACCGAGGGGUUGCAAAGGGAAAAAGGUGGCCGAGCUACGAAUUUGACAUAUGUGCAACUAGUAUUCGCUCUCAUUGUGGAGAGACUCAUCUGGGGUACUACGCCGCCUGUAGAGAGUUUGGCGGGUGCGGUGCUGAUUAUUGCGGCGGCUGUUGCAGUUAGUCUGCAGAAGGAGGCGAGUAAGGGGGAGAUCAAAGUGAAGCAAGUCGAGGAUGAAGAAAGGAGGUUGUUGGAGAACCAGGCGGACUGA